AUGGGGUUCAUGGCGAUGAUCGGAGAUGAGGAUCAUGACAGCAGGGUGCUGUCGAUCUCGGUGUUCGUCGCUGUGCUCUGCCUCUGCAUCGUCGCCGGUCACUUGCUCGAGGAGCACCGCUGGUUCAACGAAUCCAUCAUUGCCAUUCUCAUUGGAUGGAUUACUGGAGCUGUUGUAUUGUUGCUGAGCAAAGGGAAAAAGUCUCAUAUUCUUAGGUUCAAUGAGGAAGUGUUUUUUAUUUAUAUUCUUCCACCUAUAAUCUUCAAUGCCGGGUUUCAGGUAAAGAAGAAGGAGUUUUUCCGUAAUUUUUUCACCAUCAUGCUUUUUGGAGUAAUUGGUGUGUUUAUUUCAUUCGCCAUUAUAUCAGCAGCAUUGAAGCUCACAUUUCCGUUGUAA
Dioscorea cayenensis subsp. rotundata (Guinea yam) is the source of this 396-nucleotide messenger RNA. RefSeq names its product sodium/hydrogen exchanger 4-like. The transcript has 4 exons. Gene Ontology annotation, cellular component: membrane. Gene Ontology annotation, biological process: regulation of pH; sodium ion transport; proton transmembrane transport. Lineage: Eukaryota; Viridiplantae; Streptophyta; Magnoliopsida; Dioscoreales; Dioscoreaceae. The record is from RefSeq and is a predicted model, not a curated record. Gene Ontology annotation, molecular function: sodium:proton antiporter activity. Bases 1 to 396 code for a protein of 131 amino acids.